Molecule: messenger RNA, 1350 nt
Organism: Capronia coronata CBS 617.96
Lineage: Eukaryota; Fungi; Ascomycota; Eurotiomycetes; Chaetothyriales; Herpotrichiellaceae
Exons: 5
Coding region: 1-1350 (449 amino acids)
Source: RefSeq, a predicted model, not a curated record
AUGACCGACUAUGCGCCACGAAGCAGUCAGGAUUACAAUACCUUCUUCCCAAAUCCGCACGUCGCCAUGCCGCAGUAUUCAAAUGGCAACGGCUUUAGCUACCUCUAUGGCAAUGGUCAAGUUCAGUAUCAGACUGUGAGCGCUCCGUGUCCAACAUACUCGACAACCUACGCACCGAGUCCAGGCACGCCUUCGUCCGCGUAUAUGCCAAAUGGCCCGGGACUCCCACUUCAAUAUCCCGUCACCAACAACAGAGUUCCUACCCUGCCAUCUCAAUCUCGAGCUCUUCCACACGCAACCUAUUACGCCACGACGACGACGAAUCAUCGAAGUGCAUCUCACCAUCCACGUUUGGUACCUCCCCGAGAAUUUAUCCAGAUGGACGGCACAGAGUGUCAAGACUCUCCCAACGAAAAUACAAUGCUUUCAGAACCGGUGGUGCCCCCUCUGGAGGGCUAUCCUGACGUGCACGAGUUUGAUGAGUUGAUGAAGCGAUAUGUCCAAGACCUUUCUCCCAAAAAGCAAGACAAGGCUUUGAUCCAUGCUCGGCGAGCGGCGAACAUCAAGCAGGUGCUAAUCGACAAGAAGACCACAUCCAUCGAGUCGGCGCAGUUUCGCUUCUGGGUCAAGAAAAUGUUCACCUUGCAGCCCCCCGAUGGAAAAGCCCCGGAAUUACGGAAAAUCUGCCAUGAAGGCAAGCCAGUGGCGGUUCGAGAAAAGCUGUUCAAGAUCCUUACCAAGGCACAUAAACAAUGCCAGCAUGGUGGCCGAGAUAAAACCUCUGCACAAGUGAGGCGUGUUUAUUCAUGGGUCCCCAAAGAACUUAUAUCCAGAUUUGUCAAACUAUGCCCGACUUGUCAAGUCAGAAGAGGCACGAACCGCAACUCCCCACCCGAGUCCGAAAAGAGCCCGGAAGCAAGAAUGGAGGCACAAUCUCCAGAUACCGCAUCAGCAACUGAUUCGAGGAAGGACUCGAUGGCAGGUCGUCAGCCGAGUCUCAAUAUCAAUCUGCCCUUGCAGAGUGCAGGGUUCAACAGCAGUUCGGCCUUCCAGCAGCAGAACCGCUGGAUGACGCCUUUACAACCACAGCAGACGGAGACACAUCGCAUCAAUGACGUCUCGAAUGGCACCAACCUCAACAGUCACGAAACAUACAAUACUAUGCCCCCAAUGCCAAUGAACUGUACUAAUUCCACCCUGCCUGGAUUGGCCUACUCGACCGUCAAUAAUUUUGGGAGUGACACCACCUCAUCAUCCGCAUAUAGUUCGGACUCGCUAACGCAAGUCACACACGGGCAUGUACCAACAGAGAACAAUUAUCUGGUCAAGGCCGAGCAUCAUUACAUCUAG